Aspergillus sclerotioniger CBS 115572 is the source of this 1509-nucleotide messenger RNA. Its product is annotated as polyamine transporter. The coding region runs from base 13 to 1509 and encodes 498 amino acids. Gene Ontology annotation, biological process: transmembrane transport. The transcript is spliced from 5 exons. The record is from RefSeq and is a predicted model, not a curated record. NCBI's taxonomy places the organism in Eukaryota, Fungi, Ascomycota, Eurotiomycetes, Eurotiales, Aspergillaceae. Gene Ontology annotation, molecular function: transmembrane transporter activity.
AACUCAACUACCAUGCUCGAGGAAAGCCAGCCCCAGGAGGCUGUUCAUGGCCUCAAAACUACCCCCGAUGGCCUCGUGCUCGACCCACAGCCGUCAGACAACCCCAAUGACCCAUUGAACUGGAAGCCCUCGAGAAAGGCCUUGACACUCUCAAUUUGGGCAUUGGCCUGCUUUUCCUGUCAAGUGACUGCUACGACGAACACACAAGGAUCAUACCUUCAGGUGCCGCUUUACCAUAAGACGGCAACCCAGAUUUCUCUCUCCGUCUCAUUCGCGCUUAUUGGCCUCAUGGUCGGUGCCAUCUUCAUAGUCCCUCUUAGCCGUCGGUACAGCUCCUGCUUUUGUCUCUUCUGGUCGACUAUUGGCCUCCUUCUCACCUCGGUGUGGUCUGCCCUGAUGGCCGGCUCAUCAGACUACAAUCCCUUCCUGGUUUCUCGUCUGGUUGCCGGUCUCUGCGCAAGCGUUCCCUUAAUUCUUGGCUCAGAAGUCGUUUUGCAGACCUUCUUUCGUCAUCAAAGAGGCAAAUGCCUUCAUUUCCUCCAUAUUCCCUAUCUCCUGGGGAUCGCUAUGGGCCCGACAAUAGGUGCAUAUAUUGAUAGCCGGGCCUCUUGGACAAUCUCCUUCUGGUAUACGGUACCUCUGAACGGUGUGUUGGCUAUAUUAAUUCUCGCUUUUCUGGAAGAUACACACUUUACGGGGGAAGAACAAACGCAUGUCUUCUUGUUACAGCGAAAAUGGAACACUUAUGCACGAGGAAGGGCAAUACCACCCUCGUCUAGAGCUAGUUGGGCGAAGUUUCUAUUUAUUCUCUUCGAUAUUCUCCUCGUCACAGUAUCUCCCGUCUCCAUUAUAAUGGGAUUCUUCAUCAUGGUCGACUUUGGCUUCGCUACAAUGUCUUUCAUCCUUAACGUUACAUUUCUCGAGGCACCCCGAGAUGAAGGUGGAUAUGGCAUGUCGAAGAUGGCGGUGGCUUCAUUCACCCUCACCCAAACAAUCGGUGUUCUCUUAGCAGAAGUCUACGGCCAUUUCAUUAGCGACCGACUCCCGCUUUAUCUCCUUCACCGAAAGUUCAAUACAAAUGAUAUUGAACCCACGGAUUGGCGUCCAGAACUCCGACUCCACUGUCUCUGGCUUCCAGUGAUCUUGCUCCCCACCGGCCUUGGCCUCUUUGGCGCAAGCCUGGAGUAUCAUUUUCAUUGGGCGAUUUUGGCGCUCGGAUACCUUCUCAUCAGUGUGGGUGCGAUAUCAAUCCUUCCAAUUACGAUGACAUAUCUUUGCGAGUGUUUCCCAGAUCACGUAUCAGAGGUGGCGGCGGCACUGGGUAUCUGGAGACUUAUUUUGGGCUUGCUCACGACAGUAUUUAUCACACCAUGGUACAAUAGUGUUGGCCCGGGCUGGGUGUUUGGCUCCGCUGGGCUGUUCACGAUACCUGGGUUUGUAGGGGUGGUGGUACUGAUGGGAUUUGGGGGUAAGAUUAGGAGCAUGGGCUUUCGCAGACUGCGAAAGUGA